Molecule: messenger RNA, 1676 nt
Organism: Arabidopsis lyrata subsp. lyrata
Lineage: Eukaryota; Viridiplantae; Streptophyta; Magnoliopsida; Brassicales; Brassicaceae
Exons: 5
Coding region: 209-1477 (422 amino acids)
Source: RefSeq, a predicted model, not a curated record
GGAAAUAAAGGGGGCUAAAUAAUAAAUAAAAACUCUUGGCUAAUUCUCAAAACCCUUCCCUUUCCUUUAUCGCAGUCGCUACUGGCCUCCGUUGGUCUUCAUCGUGACUCUCUUCACGCCAUUUAUUCCGAUUAAUCGGAGACUUUCGACUUCUCAUCUUCGUAGGAUACUAACAAUCGCUCUAUCGUAUCCAUCAGAAUCAGUAGCAAUGUAUAACCUUAGUAGGAUCAUUUCUCGUCUCUCCUCGGUUUCGCUUAACCCUAGCACGAGAGCGUCUGGGUUUCUGACUGAGAACGCUUCCGCUUCAUCGAAAUUCUUACUAUCUGCUACGAAUCGAGCAUUUUCUGCAAAAUCAGGAUCUGAUGGAGUUGGAGGCGAUGAUAAUGGUUGGGAUAUUGCAACAGGAGGAUCAUUUGGUGGUACAGGAUCUGAUGAUCUUGAUUGGGAUAAUAAAUCUAUGUGGUCGACUGGUUUAACUAAGGAGCAUUUUGAUGGUGUCUCCGUCGGUCGUCAGAAGAACGCGGCGAAUCCUUCUUCUGAUAACACCGCUUCUGAUUCGGGUGAUGUGAUGAGCAAGUUGGGUCCAAAGGAAGUUGCUUUGGUUAAUGAAAUGAACGAGUAUGAUGAUAUGCUUAAAGAGAUUGAGCAAGAUAAUAGGCAAGGCAGGGCUUUUGUUGAUGGCAUUAAACAGAGAAUGAUGGAGAUCAGUGUGUUGUUGAAGCAAGUGAAAGAGCCUGGAGCUAGAGGGUCUUAUCUUAAGGACUCUGAGAAGACUGAGAUGUAUAGAUUGCACAAAGAGAACCCUGAGGUGUAUACGGUUGAGAGGCUUGCUAAGGAUUAUAGGAUUAUGAGGCAGCGUGUUCACGCCAUUCUUUUUCUUAAAGAAGAUGAAGAAGAAGAGGAGAGGAAGCUUGGUCGUCCCUUGGAUGAUUCUGUUGAGCGUUUGCUUGAUGAGUACCCUGAGUUCUUCAUUUCGCAUGACCGGGAAUUUCAUGUGGCCUCACUUAAUUACAAACCCGACUUCAAGGUCAUGCCAGAAGGAUGGGAUGGUACAAUCAAAGAUAUGGAUGAAGUCCAUUAUGAGAUCUCAAAGAAAGAGGAUGACAUGCUUUAUGAAGAAUUUGUCCGAAAGUUUGAGUUCAACAAAAUGAAAUGGAGGGGAGAAGUGAAGUGCCACAAGUACAGUAGGAGGCGUUCAUCAGAUGGAUGGAAAAUCACGGUUGAGAAAUUGGGUGCUAAGGGCAAACGUGGAGCCGGAGGUGGCUGGAAGUUUAUGAGUCUUCCAGAUGGAUCAAGCCGACCACUCAACGAUGUGGAGAAGAUCUAUGUUAAGCGUGAAACCCCGCUUCGUCGCCGAAGCAUGGUAUCGACGGAGAUGAUGCGUUACUCGCCCGGGAACCAGAAGCGGAGGUCGAAGCGGAAACAGAAGCGGAAGGAGAGGCGCGUUGAAUGUCUGAAAGCUGGCAAGCAAACGUGAUUACCAAAAUGAGGUGUUUGGAAGCUUGGAAACGUUGGUGGUGUGGAUCGGAAGCGUCGACGGUGGCUAUAUCACAUUAACGGGCUUACAAUUUUAUAAUUUGGGUUGAUAACUUGUUUUGUGACCCAACUUACCUUUGCACCAUUAGCAUUUAAUGUUUGGUAUUUUAGGUAAUUUCAUAUUUAUUAAUAUAUUCAAA